Molecule: messenger RNA, 2130 nt
Organism: Oncorhynchus kisutch (coho salmon)
Lineage: Eukaryota; Metazoa; Chordata; Actinopteri; Salmoniformes; Salmonidae
Product: kelch domain-containing protein 3-like
Exons: 12
Coding region: 259-1458 (399 amino acids)
Cellular component (GO): cytoplasm
Molecular function (GO): chromatin binding; protein binding
Source: RefSeq, a predicted model, not a curated record
AAUGCAACACAUUGGAUUCCAAGCACCGUUAAACCUCAGAAAAAGAAGAAGUUAAACCUCAGAAGAAGAAGACUUCCCGAGGGCUGAGAGGAGAGUGGAUCCAGCGUCCAAGGUCUGUUUGAGGGUGAAUGGGGUGACAGCAGAAGAGAGGGUAAUGGACUAGUACAGGGUGACAGGCUGCCAGGGAGCCGAGAGGAGGACAGGUGAGGAGUGGUGCUAUUGGAGCUUUAGCUGCUAGCGGAACGCUAUUAGUGUGGGAUGUUACGCUGGACAACCCACCUGGAAGGAGGGCCGCGGAGGGUGAACCAUGCUGCUGUCUCCGUGGGACACAAGGUGUUCUCCUUCGGAGGGUACUGCUCUGGAGAGGACUACGAGACGCUGAGACAGAUAGAUGUACACAUCUUUAACACAGUUUCUCUGCGGUGGAUGAAGUUGCCUCCAGUGAGAACAGGUGGUAGGGAACAUGCCAGGGAUGUCCCCUACAUGCGUUACGGUCACACAGCCGUGCUCCUGGACGAUACCAUCUACAUCUGGGGGGGUCGUAACGACACGGAGGGGGCCUGCAACGUCCUCUAUGCCUUUGACAUCAACAACCACCGGUGGUUCACCCCUAAGAUUUCUGGGACAGUUCCGGGGGCGAGGGAUGGCCACUCUGCCUGCAUCCUGGGGAAGGCCAUGUACAUCUUUGGAGGGUACGAGCAGCUGGCUGACUGUUUCUCCAAUGACAUCCACAAGCUGGACACCACAACCAUGGCCUGGUCACUAAUCAAUACAAGGGGUACUCCUGCCAUCGUCAUCACCAACCCUCUCCCAACUCCUCUCCCCAGGGGUACUCCAGCUCGUUGGAGGGACUUCCACUCUGCCACCAUCAUUGGCACUAAGAUGUUUGUGUUUGGAGGCAGAGCAGAUCGCUUCGGUCCGUUCCACUCUAAUAAUGAGAUCUACUGCAACAAGAUAAAGGUGUUUGAUACAGAGACCAACAGCUGGCUGAACACUGCUACUGCUCAGCUCCCACCAGAGGGACGACGUAGCCACUCAGCCUUUUCCUGUAACGGGGAGCUGUAUAUAUUCGGGGGCUACAACGCUCGUCUGGACCGACACUUCAACGACCUUUGGAAGUUCAACCCAGAGACGUUUUCGUGGAAGAAGGUAGAGCCGCAGGGUAAAGGUCCGUGCCCCAGGAGGAGACAGUGCUGUUGCAUGGUGGGAGAUCGGAUCAUCCUGUUUGGAGGAACCAGCCCAUGUCCAGAACAGGGGAUGGGAGAUGAGUUUAACCUCAUGGAUCAUUCUGACCUCUACAUACUAGACUUCAGUCCUAAUCUGAAGACAUUAUGCAAGCUAGCUGUUAUUAACUACAGUCUUGACCAGGGUGGUCUACCACAUGACAUCAGGUGGGAGCUGAACGCCAUGACCACCAACAGUAACAUCAGCAGACCUAUCUUCUCCUCUCAUGGCUAAACUGACCCAGAACCCCAGGGCUGAACUGACCUCAAAACUACCACAAUACCAGAACACCAGGGCUGAACUGACCCAGAGCUGCCACAGUACCAGAACACCAGGGCUGAACUGACCCAGAGCUAGCUGGCUGUCAUAGUACCAGAAGAUGAUCCACCAUCUGAGCUGGCCUUUGACACUACUAGAACCUGGCAGAGAACCCUACGGUCUGCCCUUAACCAACUGCACUUAGCUCCAGCAAUAUCAGGGCUGACUCCACCAGAACCUUAACGCUCUGAAGUCCUGUCAGUAAAACCAUGUUUCUGGUUGUCCUAGGUCUGGUUCUCUACCUGCCAGGGCUGUUUGAAUCUACUGGACCUGAAGACCUGGAGGCUGUCUGCCUGUCUGUUUUUACAGUAACAUUUUGAUCUGGUCUGAAUUGGAAUUUUCUUCUUCCUUGGUUUGUCUAUGUAUCGCUCUCUCUCUCUCUCUCGCUUCUCUUGUUGUCCUCCCUGGACACUAUCAGGAGGGGGUGAAUGGUGCAUUAGUAUCUGGGUUUGUGUUGCUCUCUUUCUCAAUGUGAAUCACCUUGAUCGUUUUACCAGUAUUACGACAAGCAGAACAUAUUCUUCACUCAACACUGAUUUCUCUUUCUUGAAAGAGUUGCAGAAGUAAAUGCUGACAUUUUGACAUUUA